AUGCGCGGGCCGACAUUCCUGUUCGCGAUUUUCGCUGCUUGCAUUUCUCUUGCUGGCGCGCAAGACACGACUGCGAAUGUCGCAGUUCCCGUCACAGCUCCCAGCGAUGCGCAACCCCUCUGGUCUACUCUUCUCUCAUUCUCCAUUGAGCAAGAUCGGUGGCCGGACUGGGCUGGCAUCGAUGCUCGUAAUGAGUUUAUGCAUAGUGCGCUUCAAAACUACGCAGAUCUUACUGGAUCGCCGCCAAAGUUUCGCGUGGGCGCGGAUUCCGAGGAUCACACUAUGUGGUCCCCGACAGUGACGGUAAACGAGGACGAGUUUCCUCCUUCAAGUGCCAUCACACCCUACCCGGAAGCAACUCAAAUUGUUGUUGGCAAUGAAUUUUACGAAUUAUCUCGCUGGCUUCCCGCCGGCACGCAUAUGAUAUGGGGCAUCAAUUUAGGGUACAACAACAUUACAAACGCAGUCAAUAUGGCGAAGGCAAUUUUCAAUGCUUUCAGCUUGCCCUCUGUAACCAGUUCUGGAGUGAUUCUGGAACGUAUUGAAGUUGGUAAUGAACCGGACUUGUAUGGCGACAAUGGACUGCGACCUGCCGAUAACUGGACCGUUGAGGACUACGUCGCCGAUUGGGAAUCCGUUGCAGGCCCAGUGGUAGAAUCUGUUGGUAUCACGAGCAAAGUCGGACCUGUCACUGUUCAAGGCGCGGCGUUCUCUGGUCAGGGAUUUACACCAAGGGAGAUUUUUGCUCUCGGAAUUUUGGGCAGCACGGCGGGAAAGGACAUUUCCACUAUUUCGCAGCACCAAUAUUCUGCAGCAUUUUGUAACGGCGGCGAUUUCGGACUCAUAUCCUUCAUGAACAAGUCGUCCAUUCGAUCAAACCUUACAAUUUUUGAGGCCGAUAUUGCAGCGACUUAUGCGCAGGGGUUAACAUAUAUUCUAGGUGAGACAAACAGCGUUGCUUGCCAUGGCGCGCCCGGGGUCAGUAACACCGCGGGUGCUGCACUUUGGGUGAUCGACCAUACACUUUUCUCGUCGACCAUCGCCAUUCGCGAGCUUUACUUCCACGAAGGAGUGGGGUAUAAGUACAAUUUCUUCCAACCAAUCACCCUCAACUAUUCUACAAUUGACGGAUCACCGCUCAACCCGCCAGAGCUCCCACACAUCCAGCCACCAUAUUACGGGGGCCUAGUUGUCGACACGUUCGUGGGAUCAACUGGUUCCGCACAAGUAGUCGAAUUGGACGUGCCCAAUAACAACACGAGCGGAUACGCAGCGUUUGAAGGCGGACAGCUUGUGCGCGCCCUCUUCAUCAACCUUGACGCAUGGACAACAAAUAGCACCGGAACUCGUCCUGUCGUCCAUCUCGAUCUAGACUUUGAUGGGAUUACGACGUCCUACGCGAUGGCACGGAGACUUGUCAUACAGCAUGCGGAUGAUACGUCCAAUUUGACGUGGGCGGGACAAAGUUAUGAGCAGACAUCGAACGUCAGCCCAACCGGUCAGCUGGUACUGGAAACUGUAAAUUUGCAGCAGGGAAUUGAUAUCAGAGCGACCGAGGCAGUGUUACUUACGUUUUGA
Molecule: messenger RNA, 1578 nt
Organism: Fibroporia radiculosa
Lineage: Eukaryota; Fungi; Basidiomycota; Agaricomycetes; Polyporales; Fibroporiaceae
Exons: 7
Coding region: 1-1578 (525 amino acids)
Source: RefSeq, a predicted model, not a curated record